Ahaetulla prasina is the source of this 4695-nucleotide messenger RNA. RefSeq names its product TOX high mobility group box family member 4 (gene TOX4). Gene Ontology annotation, biological process: regulation of transcription by RNA polymerase II. The record is from RefSeq and is a predicted model, not a curated record. Gene Ontology annotation, molecular function: chromatin DNA binding. Gene Ontology annotation, cellular component: nucleus. NCBI's taxonomy places the organism in Eukaryota, Metazoa, Chordata, Lepidosauria, Squamata, Colubridae. The transcript has 9 exons. The coding region runs from base 153 to 2027 and encodes 624 amino acids.
CGGAAGUGACGCGUCCCCGGCCGUCGCCUCGGGUGGGCGGCCUCCAUUCCGGUUCCGGUUUGAGAGCUCUUGUGGAGGAAGAAAGCAAGGGGGAGGGGGAGAGUCUGGUAGGGGUCUCCCCCCCUCUUCGUCGCGGCUCCGAAGCGGCGGCCAUGGAGUUCCCCGGGGGAAAUGAGAAUUACCUGGCUAUCACGGGGACGACCCACCCUUUCCUGUCAGGGGCUGAGACUUUCCACACACCAAGUCUGGGGGACGAAGAGUUCGAGAUUCCACCCAUUGCCCUGGACGCCGACCCUUCCUUGGCUGUUUCUGACGUGGUUGGGCACUUUGAGGACUUGGGUGACCCCGUAACUGCCCCCGAUGCCACAUUCUCGGCCCAAUAUGGGGUUCAGGCCCUUGACAUACCUGUGGGCAUUAGCCAUGGUCUUAUGGAACAAGGGGGUGGGCUGCUGAGUGGUGGGCUAGCCAUGGAUUUGGAUCACCCCAUGGGAACCCAGUACAGCGCCAAUCCGCCUGUCACCAUUGACGUGCCUAUGACGGACAUCAGCACUGGCCUCAUGGGGCACGGGCAGCUGACCACCAUUGACCAGUCGGAGCUGAGCUCUCAGCUGGGGCUCAGCCUGGGAGGAAGUUCCAUCCUGCCUCCCGCUGCCCAGUCCCCCGAGGAGCGGCUUACACCCACCCCUUCACCCGCCAAUUCUCUGCAGGAGGAGGAGCCAGAAGAAAUCAGGCGGCAAGUUUCUGUCGCCAAACCAGCCCCGCCUGCUUCGGUGGUGCCCCCGCCGGUUGCAGCACCCGCGGUCGUGCUGGACAUCGGGAAGAAGCAGAAAGCGCCCAAGAAGCAGAAGAAAAAGAAGGACCCCAACGAGCCCCAGAAGCCCGUCUCUGCCUACGCCCUCUUCUUUCGGGACACCCAGGCGGCCAUUAAAGGGCAGAACCCCAAAGCCACCUUCGGCGAGGUCUCUAAGAUUGUCGCCUCGAUGUGGGACAGCUUGGGAGAGGAACAGAAGCAAGUGUACAAGCGGAAAACGGAAGCUGCCAAGAAGGAAUAUUUAAAAGCGUUAGCUGCCUAUCGGGACAACCAAGAGUGCCAAACCACAGUCGAGACGGUGGAGCUGGACCCGAUCGCUUCUCCUUUGGAGCCGCCGGCCCCUGUUGUGGAAUCGGCGUCUCCUCCGGCUCCGGUGACGCCCAACCCUCCGGCUUUAGAGAGUCCGCCUCCCCCACCGCCUCCUGCUAUCGUCCCCGCCCAGCCCACGGUGGUGGUGACCUCCAGCGCCGGCCCCCAAUCGGCCGGCCAAACCAGCAUCACCAAGAUCAUCAUUCCCAAACAGAUGCUGCCCUCCUCGCUGGCGGUCACGUCGCAAGGGGGCGUGGUGACGGUGAUCCCCGCCACGAUGGUGACCUCGCGGGGCAUCCAGCUGGGGCAGCUGCAAGCCGGGACAGGAACCACCCAGAUCGUCACGCGUUCGGUUUUAGCUGCGGCCGCUGCGGCCGCCUCGUCAAUGCACCUGCCGCGGCUGCAGCCUCCCCCUCUUCAGCAGAUGCCUCAGCAGCCCCCUGCCCAGCCGGUCACCAUUCUCCAGCAGCCCCCUCCUCUUCAAGCCAUGCAGCAGCCUCCUCUGCAACAGAAGGUGCGCCUCAACCUCCAGCAGCCCCCGCCUCCCCUGCAGAUCAAAAUCCUGCCCCCGCCGGCCCUUCAGAUCCAGCCCAUUGCUCUGCGGACGGAAGAGAGCAGCCCCGAGAGGACCAGCACUGAGCUCCAAACAUCUCCGGAGCCCAUCGAUGUCGUGCCGGAGGUGGAGUCUCCAACGCAAAUGCACGUGGAGCUUGUCUCCGAAUCGCCCGUGGCCAUGUCACCCCGCCCUCGCUGCAUCCGGGUGGGCUGCGACAACCCUCCCGUGGUCAACAGUGACUGGGACAACGAAUACUGUAGCAACGAAUGCGUGGUUAAACACUGCAGGGAUGUGUUCCUAGCUUGGCUAGCCUCUCGCAAUUCCAACAACAAUGUCGUCUUUGUGAAAUAACACCCCACUCCCAUAAUAACAGUGGUGGGGAAAGAAACUACGCAGUUUUGUGUUGCCGUUGCACAUUUCUGCCCAAAAGGACGAUGUCCAAAUCCGGGAAAAAAAGAAGAAGAAGAAAAAUCUCUUCCUUGCAACUGUGAGGGUUGGGAAAGCAGGUUCUGGACAUCUUCUCAGCUGAAGACCCACCAGCAAGAGGAAAAAAACAAAAACAUCCCUUUGGAGAAGGGUGUGAGGAAGAAAACUGUGGGGUGGCACUGCCUUCCCCCCUCCCUCUCUUUUUUUUUUUUCUAUACACAAAAUCUCUUUAAUAAUAAUGUUUCUCUUGACGGAGCGAUUAAAAGCUGGAAGAGGAAAGUCGGCUGAAAUCUGCCAUGUACUUCCUGGGGGAGGGUUAGGAAAAUAAAACCAAAAAAAAAAAAAAAAAAGGAUGGAUUCAGUGAGCAGGAAUUCCUCUGCUAGAGGUGGCAAAGGAUGUUUCCACGGCAGAUGGUGGGAGGUGUGUGUGUGAGACCAUGGCGAAAGGUGGACUUGAUUGUGCGGUUGUGAGUGAGCCCUCCCUGUUCGUUCAGCCUGCAACCCUGGUGCGAAUAUUUGGAUCUGUGAGGCUCCCAUUAACCUCGUUUGAGGGAGCAACUUCGUUCCUGCAUCAUGCCCAGCUAAACCCCAACCACCUUGUUAACACUGCAGGUAGUCCUCGACUUACCACCACAACCGAGCCCCGAAUUUCUGUCGCUGAGCGAGAUAUUGGUUCGGGGAGUUUUGUCCCGUGCUACGACUUUUCUUGCCGCGAUGGUUAAAUGAAUCGCUGCGGUGGAUAAGUGAGGGGUCCGGUGGUGAAGUGAACCUGGCCAUUGACUUUCCUCCUCCGAAGGUCGCAAAAAUAAAAACCACGCGACCUUGGGACGCAGCAACGGUCGUUAAGUGUUUUUUUCCUAUCGGGGCAACCAGGUCUACCCAAAUAUGGGGCGGAGCAUACUGCUUCCGCUUUUGCCUUUCAGCCCCAAUCCAGGACCCUUCAUGGGCAGUCGCUUUUGGGACAAACUUUUUUGUGUUAAAUUUAUAUUUACAAAGAGAGAGAGAAAGAGAGAAAGAAAGAGAAAAGAAAGAACGAGACUAGUAUAGAUCUAUUUCAAGCUAUUUAGCUCUCAUCAGCUAGCUCAGAGGUCGGCAACCUUAAACAAGAGCCACAAAGGUCCUAACCGGAAGCCCCCCCGGCUCAAUUCUAGAGCUGUCCAGAAGUCCGGUUCCCGCACUAGUGUCGUCUCCUAGCACAGCAUCCUUUUUCCUCUGCCGACCGGAAGUCCGGUUCCCCUACCAUAGAGUCUCCUCCUAGCGUGGCGUCCUCUUUCCUCUAUCUGUCCUAAUUGAAAGCCCUAUGAAUUGUGGAGCUGACUGGUGAAAGCCGCAGCAGAGGGAUGAAAGAGCCACAUGCGGCUCCAGAGCUGCAGGUUGCCAACCCCUGAGCUAACCUUACUCUUCUGCGGAAGCAGCAUGCUCCACCCCAUAUCUGGGUAGACCAGGUUGCCCUGAUACCAAAAAAAAUUAAUACUUAAUCUCUCCCCUGGUACAGCCAACAAAGUGAGCAGAGCCCAUGCCUUUGAGGUUCAUACAUCUACCUAAUAUAUACAAGCAGCCCGGGUUUGAAUCCCAGAAGGGUAUGGCUAGCUGAUGAGACCUUAAAUAGCUUGAAAUAGAUCUAUAUAGUAAGUCUCCCUUUAUUUAUUUCUUUGUCGGUAAAUAUGAAUGCAAUACCAUGGUCGUCAAGUACGAACCGGUUGCCAAGCCUCUGAAUUUUGAUCGCAUGAUGCAAAAGUCGUAACUAUGAAAAACAGUCGCACUGUAACUUUGGUCACUAAGAAAAAAGCUGUAAGUUGAGGACUAGCUGUAUAAACGGUAGUUAAUUUAUAAUAAUUGUGGAUUGAUAAAAAAUCCAUAAUAGUAGCUUGGGGCUCAUACAAACCCAGCCAGUUGAUUCCCUCCCAAUUCUAGAGCUGCCAUAGGAGAGUUUUAAUCCCUCGUCCAAGAAGCUUCUUGAAUGAGAAGCGAAAUAUUUUCAAGAAAAAAACUUAAGUCCAGUUACUUUUUGUAAAAAACAAAACAAAAGCAAAACACCUUUGGACAGGGGUGUGGUUCAAAAAUUUUAGCAAGGGGUUCUCUGCCUGGUUGCUGGGUGGCCGUGGCCUAGUUCGCCUCCUGCACCAUGGGGUGGGGUGGGGGGGCAUUUUUGCCCUCCCCAGACUCCGGAGGCUUUUCUUGAGCCUCCGGGAGGGCAAAAACAGCCUCCCCAGGUUCCAGAAUCCCUCUGGAGGCUGGAAACAGGCCCGUUUCCAGCCUUCCCGUACUUACGGUAGGCCUGUUUUUUGCCCUUCCCAAACUUCCACGCACGCCCUGCACUUACCUGUAACCAAAACGGGCUGCGUGGGGACUCCUGGGGUGGGCGGGGCCAGCCAGGAGUGGGACUUGGGGAUUCUCCAAACUGCACAGAAUCUUAGCUAGAGGUUCUCCCGAACCCCCAGCAGCCCACCUCUGCCUUUAAAACAAGCCUGAGAUGCAUUUAAAAACAUUCAGUGCAGGGCCUGCUGCUUCACCUUGUGGCAGUUUGAUAGCACGGGUGAAAUGCUCCCGGUUCUGACCGGAUCUCGCGAUCCGAUUGUGAUUGUGGCCUGUG